This is a messenger RNA of Brassicogethes aeneus, 3267 nucleotides long. The record is from the annotation of a GenBank genome assembly. Lineage: Eukaryota; Metazoa; Arthropoda; Insecta; Coleoptera; Nitidulidae.
AUGGCCACCAAAACGAUGAAUCAGUUUACUGACGAUCUUUUAAAAGAAAAAAUAUUCCACUGCCAGAUUUGCGAUGAGCUUUGCACGUCCGAUGUUUUCCUGGUCAAAGGUAAAGGAAAUUUGUGUGAGAACUGUUUUGAAGAAAAGUGUGGGGAGGAAAUGAAGUCCAGGGCUGAAUUAAACACAGCCCUCAUCCUAAUUAUGGCCAAGCUGAUGCUGCCGUGCAAAUAUCAGUCCAGUGGUUGCGGUAAGAGUUUGGAGUCCAAAAAGUACUCCAAGCACAUUGCUACUUGCGAUUUCAAAAUUAAACCGUGCCCGAUGAAAAAUCUCGAGGGUUGUGAUUGGAGUGGAAGCAAUUUCGAAGUAAGCGGACAUUUAUUGGAAAAUCAUCAAGAGCACGUCAUUAAAAGUGAAAAUAAUAUUUUUAAAGUUGAGUCGUCCUUGUGUGAACCUUUCAACGUAAAGUUAUUAUCUGAUGAUUACCGAAAUUGCCUUUUAAAGACUUCAGUUGUUGAUGAUAAAUUUUAUUACGCUUUAAAUCCGGUUGAAAAGUCCGAAAAAAAUAUGGAAUACUCAGUGGAGCACAAACGUAUUCAAACAUCAAACCAUUUAGUAUUAAAAAACGUUGGUACACUUACCAAGCUGAAUGGUUUUUAUAACGAAGAAAACCUGGAUAAAAACCCCAACGCGACUGUGGUUGACAUCAAUCUGUUGAAACAUCUUGCAGACGAACAAAAUAUGAUUUUAAAUGAAUUUGACUUAAAACCUGCAGAAAUCGACAAUAAUACAUUUAAACUAUUGGAAUGUCCAGUCUGUAUGAAAACCAUGCGACCGCCAAUUUAUAAUUGCACCAACGGACAUAGCAUUUGCAUAAUAUGCAAAGAACUAGCAAAUGAAUGCCCCACAUGUAAGGAAGGGUGGACCAGUUCAAGGUGUUACUUUUUAGAAAAUUUAACUACAAAAAUCAAGUAUCCAUGCAGAUAUAAUAAAUUGGGAUGCAACGAAAUUGCCAUUGAAAGUCAAUUAAGGAAACAUGAAGAAACAUGUCCGUCGCAUAACUAUCAAUGUCCGAUGGAUUGUUCUAAAACUGGAAACUUUGAAUUCAUUGUAGAACAUUUAAUGACUGAACAUAAGAAUGUGGAAUUUACUGGAGAGAUAGAAGACAUAUCUUGUGAUGAAAAGCUUAAAUGGAUGAUGUUUGAUAUGAAAUUUUUUAGAAUAUCGUAUUAUUCUAUGGAUUUUAAUGUUUAUUGGGCUGUCGAAUUGGUUUGCUCCAAUGAAAACCCCAAAUUGUAUACUUAUGUAGUUAAAAUUUUAAAUCAUAAAAAGGCAUUAGGAUGGACAUUAGUAAAAGAUUCCACUUGCUUGAAAGAAGGACCGUUACUACAAAUAUCAGACUAUUUGCAUUAUUCUUAUCGAUAUCCUAUGACAUUUAAUGUUACUAUUAAAAAAAACGAUAUGGCCACCAAAACGAUGAAUCAGUUUACUGACGAUCUUUUAAAAGAAAAAAUAUUCCACUGCCAGAUUUGCGAUGAGCUUUGCACGUCCGAUGUUUUCCUGGUCAAAGGGAAAGGAAACGUGUGUGCGAACUGUUUUGAAGAAAAGUGUGGGGAGGAAAUGAAAUCCAGGGCUGAAUUAAACACAGCCCUCAUCCUAAUUAUGGCCAAGCUGAUGCUGCCGUGCAAAUAUCAGUCCAGUGGUUGCGAUAAGAGGGUGGAGUCCAAAAAGUACUCCAAGCACAUUGCUACUUGUGAUUUCAAAAUUAAACCGUGCCCGAUGAAAAAUCUGGAGGGUUGUGAUUGGAGUGGAAGCAAUUUCGAAGUAAGCGGACAUUUAUUGGAAAAUCAUCAAGAGCACGUCAUUAAAAGUGAAAAUAAUAUUUUUAAAGUUGAGUCGUCCUUGUGUGAACCUUUCAACGUAAAGUUAUUAUCUGAUGAUUACCGAAAUUGCCUUUUAAAGAUUUCAGUUGUUGAUGAUAAAUUUUAUUACGCUUUAAAUCCGGUUGAAAAAUCCGGGAGAAAUAUGGAAUACUCGGUGGAGCACAAACGUAUUCAAACAUCAAACCAUUUAGUAUUAAAAAGCGUUGGUACACUUACCAAACUGAAUGGUUUUUAUAACGAAGAAAACCUGGAUAAAAACCCCAACGCGACUGUGGUUGACAUCAAUCUGUUGAAACAUCUUGCAGACGAACAAAAUAUGAUUUUAAAUGAAUUUGACUUAAAACCUGCAGAAAUCGACAAUAAUACAUUAAAACUAUUGGAAUGUCCAGUCUGUAUGAAUACCAUGCGACCGCCAAUUUAUAAUUGCACCAACGGACAUAGCAUUUGCAUAAUAUGCAAAGAACUAACAAAUGAAUGUCCCACAUGUAAGGAAGGGUGGACCAGUUCAAGGUGUUACUUUAUAGAAAAUUUAACUUCAAAAAUCAAGUAUCCAUGCAAAUAUAGUAAAUUGGGAUGCAACGAAAUUGACAUCGACAGGCAAUUAAAGAAACACGAAGAAACAUGUCCGUCGCAUAACUAUCAAUGCCCGAUGAAUUGUUCUAAAACUGGAAACUAUGAAUUCAUUGAAGAACAUUUAAUGACUGAACAUGAGGAUGCGGAAUUUACUGAAGAGAUAGAAUACAACAUAUCUUGUCAUGAAAAGCUUAAAUGGAUGCUGUUUGAUAUGAAUUUUUUUAGAAUAUCGUAUUAUUCUAUGCAUUUUAAUGUUUAUUGGGCUGUCGAAUUGGUUUGCUCCAAUGAAAACCCCAAAUUGUAUACUUAUGAAGUUGAAAUUUUAAAUCAUAAAAGGGCAUUAGGAUGGACAUUAGUAAAAGAUUCCACUUGCUUGAAAGAAAGAACGCAGCGACCGUUACAACCAAUAUCAGACUGUUUGCAUUAUUCUUAUCGAUAUGGUAUGACAUUUAAUGUUACUAUUAAAAAAAGUAAUUAAUUACACUGUGCACCAAAAAAUUAUUUUUUAACCCAACCCAACUUGGGAACAUGAAAAAUGGAUACUUUGUUUUACAAAAAAAUGAAAAUGUGUUUUUCAUAUUAGGUUCAGUUUUAGAGAUGUUAUGUUUUUAUUUUAGCUAUUUUUGGAUUUUUGUUUACUGUAUCCAUUUUUCAUGGUAUCAACCCAGAUAUUUUUUAUUAAAUGUUAUAACACACUUUUAACAAACUUUGUUUUACUUUUGUAAAUCCUUUAUUAUAUUUAACAUGCGUUCUGUGUUUUACUUUAUUAGCUAUAUUAUGUUUAAAUAAAAUUAAAAGCAUAUACUAAAAUAAA